This is a messenger RNA of Oryctolagus cuniculus (rabbit), 6141 nucleotides long. RefSeq names its product FERM and PDZ domain containing 4 (gene FRMPD4). NCBI's taxonomy places the organism in Eukaryota, Metazoa, Chordata, Mammalia, Lagomorpha, Leporidae. Gene Ontology annotation, cellular component: cytoskeleton; dendritic spine. The record is from RefSeq and is a predicted model, not a curated record. Gene Ontology annotation, molecular function: phosphatidylinositol-4,5-bisphosphate binding; protein binding.
GUCUCUCUCUCUCUCUGUGCGCGCGCGCGGGGGUUUCCCGGGGGCGCGCGCGCGCGCGGGCGCCGGCGCAGAGCAGGUGCAGCCGCUGCCGGGCUUCGCCGAGGACCAGGCCAUGACGCGGGCGUGAGCGGGGGUAACCCGGCGGGGGAGGGGGAGCCCGGCCGCCCGCAUGGACGUCUUCAGUUUCGUGAGGAUCGCCAGGAGCCACAGGACGAAGGCUUCGGGCUGGCCGCCGCCCUCGGGAACCUGGGGCUUGGACCCGGUGACGCCCUGUGGCUGGGAGACGAUGACCAACCGCGAUGGGCGCGACGGCUUCCUCAGUCACAUGACCCAGGCCAUUCCGUGUGACGACCCGCGGUUGGAGAGCUGCCAGAUCCUCCCUCCAGCUCCUCGCACGGUGGAGAUGCGGAGGGACCCCGUCCUGGGAUUCGGCUUCGUGGCUGGAAGCGAGAAGCCUGUGGUCGUGCGGUCGGUCACACCGGGUGGCCCCUCGGAAGGCAAGCUGAUCCCCGGGGACCAAAUCAUCAUGAUCAACGACGAACCCGUCAGCGCCGCCCCGCGGGAGCGGGUCAUCGACCUGGUCCGAAGCUGCAAAGAGUCGAUACUGCUCACCAUCAUUCAGCCUUACCCUUCUCCCAAAUCGGCAUUUAUCAGUGCUGCCAAAAAAGCCAGAUUAAAAUCCAACCCGGUCAAAGUGCGCUUCUCCGAGGAGGUCAUCGUCAACGGCCAAGUGUCGGAGUCUGUGAAGGAUAAUUCACUUCUUUUUAUGCCGAAUGUGUUGAAAGUCUACCUGGAAAAUGGGCAGACCAAAUCAUUUCGCUUUGACUGCAGCACCUCCAUCAAGGACGUCAUCCUGACGCUGCAGGAAAAGCUGUCCAUCAAAGGCAUCGAACACUUUUCCCUGACGCUGGAGCAGAGGACGGAAGGCGUCGGCACCAGGCUGCUGUUGCUUCAUGAGCAGGAAACGCUCGCUCAGGUGACGCAGAGGCCCAGCGCCCACAAGAUGAGGUGUCUUUUCCGAAUUUGCUUUGUCCCCAAGGACCCAAUUGACCUUUUGAGGAGAGAUCCGGUUGCGUUUGAGUAUCUCUACGUUCAGAGUUGUAACGAUGUUGUCCAGGAGCGCUUCGGGCCCGAGCUGAAAUUCGACAUCGCCCUGCGGCUGGCCGCUUUACAGAUGUACAUCGCCAUGGUCACCACGAAGCAGACGCAGAAAAUCUCCCUCAAAUACAUCGAAAAAGAAUGGGGCUUAGAGACGUUCCUGCCCUCUGCUGUGCUGCAAAGCAUGAAAGAGAAGAACAUCAAGAAAGCCCUUUCACACCUCAUCAAAGCAAAUCAAAACUUGGUACCACCGGGGAAAAAGCUGUCCGCACUGCAAGCCAAGGUCCACUAUCUCAAGUUCCUCAGUGACCUCAGACUGUACGGGGGCCAUGUGUUCAAGGCAACCUUAGUGCAGGCAGACAAGCACUCCGAAGUGACUCUCCUGGUUGGGCCUCACUACGGCAUCAGCCAUGUCAUCAACACCAAGACCAAUCUGGUGGCUCUGUUAGCCGACUUCAGCCACGUGAACAGGAUCGAGUUGUUUCCGGAAGAGGAGACUCUGGUGAGGGUGGAGCUCCACGUGCUGGAUGUCAAGCCCAUCACACUCCUGAUGGAAUCAUCCGAUGCCAUGAACCUGGCCUGCCUGACCGCUGGAUAUUACCGGCUGCUUGUGGAUUCCAGGAGGUCGAUAUUUAACAUGGCCAAUAAGAAAAAUACAGGGACCCAGGAAACAGGCACUGAACAUAAAGGAAAACACAACCUCCUCGGCUCCGAUUGGAACUGUGGACCCCAAAUGACCACCUUUAUCGGCGAAGGAGACCAAGAAGGCCUGAUCACGCAUGCAGAUGCCAAACGGAAGGCAGUGGACAGCACAGAGAGCCCCGCGUGUCCAAAAGACCACCGGCACUUGUAUAUUGGUGACGCCUACGAGGUAGAAGAACUUAGCCAGCGGCUGCCCCACCAGCCCGGUGAUGCCGCCUGUGAGGCAGACGACUACCUCCAACGAGCCCAGAGAUCCCGGCUGACCCUCUCGGGACCAGAGACCCUGAAGGACACACAGGACUCUCCGAGAGGAGCCCACGUGUCCUUUAUUUUUGGAGAUCUUGCCUUGGAUGACAGCACAAGUUCCCCCACGCUCGGCUAUGACGGACUAUUGGAGGAGGGUCCCGACGUGCUGCUGGGGAAGCAGAGGAACGUCUACAUGGGCAGUGCCCAUGACGUGAAGAGCCUGGAUCUCAUUCCAGACGCAGAGAGGAUCCGUUACGUGGCCGAUUCUGUUUAUGCCAAUAUAGGAGAUGUGAACCACUUUGAGGCCCCCGAGGGGAUGGAGGAGCCCCUUUUGCAUGACCUCUGUUAUGCAGAAAACACAGAUGACGCAGAGGAUGAAGACGAGGUCAGCUGCGAGGAGGACGUCGUGGUCGGAGAAGUGAAUCAGCCGGCCAUCCUCAGCCUGGCUGGGUCAAGCGAUGACAUCAUCGACCUCACAUCCCUCCCUCCUCCGGAAGGCGAUGACCACGAGGAGGAAUUCCUGUUGCGCUCCUUGAACAUGGCCAUCGCCGCACCCCCACCUGGCUUUCGAGACAGCUCCGACGAGGAAGACUCUCAGGGCCAGGCCUCGUCCUUCCGCAAGGACAAGGACCAAGGCGGCGGCUCGCACAAUGAUGAGAUCCCCGUAUCCCUCAUUGACGCGGUGCCCACCGGUGCCGAGGGGAAGUGCGAGAAGGUACUGGAUAAUGCCGUCAUGUCCACACUGGAGGCUCUGGACGCUCUGUCUGUGGCAGAAGAACAGCAGACCGGGGACGAUUCAGGUGUAGCCAUCCUGCGGGCUUACAGUCCCGAGUCCUUGUCAGACUCGGGCAAUGAAACAAACUCUUCUGAAAUGACCGAGAGUUCUGAACUGGCUGCGGCGCACAAGCAGUCAGAGAGCCUCUCCCGCAUGUUCUUGGCCACUCCUGAAGGCUACCAGCCCCUGGCCGAAGAACAGACAGAGUUUCCCACCUCCAAAAGUGCGCGGGCUGCCGGUCCAGCAACCGAUCUCCCCACCAAUGUUGUGCCUGCCAAGCCGAUGCUUCAUUCAGACCCCAUGGAGAUGGAGCCUGAAACCAUGGAGACCAAGUCUGUCACAGAUUAUUUGAGUCCAUUGCACAUGGGGUCAGUGACAUAUUCUUGCAAAAGCAAGAGGAAAGGCCAGCCGGCCGAGGUGGACGGGAAAGACCUACCAGGAAAGAGACAGCAGGGGACCAAAGGAACUGGCACAGAGGCAGAUGCCAACGGUCACUUUGGGACUGUGUCUUCGAGAGACAGUCAGCACCUCAGCACUUUUAACCUAGAGAGAACUGCCUUUCGCAAGGACAGCCAGAGAUGGUAUGCGGCCACUGAAAGUGGGGUGGCAGAUAAGAAUGGAUUGGAAGCAGCCACAGGGAACACCUUUUCGACAGCUUCUGCUCUUGGGCCAAUGGAGCCCAAAGGGAUGGAGGAAGGAGCUCCUGAUGCAGGAGCCGGCGACGAUGUUGCAGAGCUUGGCCAAGGGGAAUGCUUGUUGAGCGACUCCACCAAAGACUUCACGAACCCAGAGGAUGCGGACUCGUCCACCACCUGUGAGCAGCCUGCUGAGCUCGCCGAGGCUGAAGACGGCGUGGCCCACCUCUGCGGCUACCACUUGGCCGAACGGAUGUCAUCCCUGCAGAGUGAGGGCCAUUUUUCAGAGGAGAGAGCCACAGGGCUUCCCAGCCAUGGAGGAGCCACCUUUAAGGAGCUGCCCCCGCAGACAGAAGGGAUGUGUCCGCCGCAGUUGACAGCGACGCCUCCUCUCCACCCAGCCAUACACACUGACCCCCUGUUUGGCACGUUGAGAGACAGAUGCCACCAGCUCCCCAAGAUGAAGGAAACCACAGUAGCUUUGACAGAGCCUGGGAAGGAGAGACAAGGAGGCAUGCCUUCGGCUCGGUCUCAACAUCCUGAAGUGGAUCCCAUCCUGCUACCAUCAAACAUUCACUCGGAAUCAAAGGUGCCAAUUCCAAAUCAAGACCCUCAUGAUGUGUCCCAAGAAAACCAGGAAUAUGGAGAGGUUGUGAGUAGGCAGUCACCAGAUCUGAGAGGGGGGAUCCUCAGGACACCCUCCAGCCAGAGGGCUAUGAGGCAUAGCAACACUAUACUGUCAAGAUCUGUAGGUUUGGAGGCCUUUCGAGCGAGAACCAAGGGUGCGGUCAGCUUUAAGUGUCCAGGUAUCACAGAAGCACAGGAGACCAGUACAGAAAGGGGAGCAGAACUGCCCCUGGGGAAGAAGCUCACCAAAAGUUUUUCCCAAAGCUCAAUGCACUUUAGCUCCGAGGGGAAGUGUCACAAAAGGUCCCCAGUGGCUCACAAAGACUCAAAGCUAUAUCCCACCUUAUCCUUGUGGAAACCAGAGGGCAGCUAUUGGAGGUGCAGGGGACCUUUCAGCUAUUGUUUCCUGAACAGAGGGCAGGAUGAAGAUGGCGAUGAGGAUGAAGAGGGGGGAGAGGCCACCCACCAGGUCUCUUUCCUCUACCGACCACAGAUGACUCAAGUCAUGCCAGAACCACCCAGCCCGUCCCUGGCUAUUGAGAUUCAAAAGCAAGGAGAGGAGCUUUCCCAAGGUUCAGUGCUGAAGGUCUGGACAGAAGAACUGAGUGGCCCAGAUGACUUCAGCCACCUGGCUUUGGAUGCCCGGAUUGCAAGAAUCAAUGCCCUAAAGGAGAGCACAUAUGCAAUGCCUGAUGGGUUCCUUGCAGCCCAAAAUGAUGCCAAUGAGCUGCUCUGCCUCGUCAGGGCAACCAAGGGGAAGAGGGAAGAGUCACGCCUUGAAGCAUAUGACCUUACGCUUUCUCAGUACAAGCAACUGUUAUCCAUCGAGUCCAGACAGUUGGGAAGUGCCUGUAGGAAGAUGGCAAUGGCCAAGAAAAGCCCAGAGGAGAUGCUCCUAGCUAUGACUUCCAGCUUUCAAGUGCUCUGUUGCCUAACAAAAGCUUGCAUGCGAUUGGUUAAAGUCGUGAACUCAGAAACACAGCGGCAGGAAAUUGUAGCAAAGAUUGAUGAAGUGGUCAUAAACUACAUCUGUCUCCUGAAAGCUGCCGAGGCAGCCACUGGAAAGACCAGUGGGGAUCCUAACGUUGGACUCUCAAUACGACAUUCAACCACCAUGGCCGCUCUUGUAAGCACACUAACACUUUCUCUCAAGAUGCUUUUAAAUAAGUAAAUAUGAAAGUCACAUCAUAAUCUACCUUUGCAAAGCCAUACACGAACUUUUAUUUACUUUGUGUGUACGAUGAACAGAUGUCUCCUUUCUUCUCUCUGUAUAUUUUGUUAUUUUAUAUAAUAGGAGAUAAAAGUCACACUGAUGAAAUGUUGAUGUACUAAUCAGAUGUAUUGUUGAUAUUCUACAUAUAUAUACAUGUAAAAGAAAUAAACAAGAAAGUGGUGACAUUGGCUAUUUUUCAUAUAGUCAGAACUCCAGGUGCAUGAUGUGAAAUUUUAAAUUCUACUAUGUUAGAGCAAAAAAAAGAGUCCUAUCCCCUUUCCUUCCAAGUGGAUACUUGGAGACCAUUGUGUUCAUAUUUAGGAAUAAGAAACAAAACAAAAAAAACACAAUGUAUAUAAAACAGUACUUAUGUUUUAAAAUUAUUAUGAUUUUUAAGUAUUGGAAAUAGCAAAAAGACAUUUAAAAUUCAAGAAACUAUUAAUUACUAGAAAUAUAUGUAAUAAAUUAAUUUUUGCUCAUAAAAAAAAGAAACUCUGAAAUUUCAUUCACUGGCUCCAAUUCUGUCCAAUUGAGCCACAGAGUUUAAAACCAAUUUCACAUCUGCAUCAAUGCCUUCUAAAUAUUUGAAUUUAGUUCUCCAUCAAACAAUCUAUUAAACUAGUUAAGUAUUUCCAACUCCUACUAAGAUAUAUAAUUUUUAGUUCCCUCAUGACCUUGGUCAAUCUCAAACUGUUUCCUCUCUUUUGAAUGAAUUCUCAUUUGUCUGUAUUUUUAAAGCAUGGUGACUCCCACUGCAAUAGAAAAAUGAACAAAAUGUAGGAAGAGCCAAUUCAUGAAAGAGGAAAUAUAAGUUUCUAAUAAAUACACAAAAAAGCUAAUUUUCA